UUAUAAAAACAUCAAACUCAAUAAAAUCACAAUUACUUUCACAGUUUACUCUCGUUAAAAUGCACACAUUACUUAUCAUACUUAUUAUUUUUACGACAUCUUGCAACAGCAUCUAUAUUUCAGCCCACGAUUAUAAUGCCUCAUUAUUAACAAAUGAACUUGAACAAUGGACAAAGACCAAUCAAACAAGUCAGACAUUAUCAAAUCUAGUUGAUUAUUUUGCACUUUCUGAUGAUCUUCAACAUCAUUAUUGGACCAAAAAAACUGGUCCAAGAGAUAGCGAAAAUUGUUUAGUAUGUAAAUCUGUUCUUAAUACUAUUAUGAGGCUUUAUCGUGAAGGUGUAACAAUUGAAGAGAUUCAAGAAUCAACAGUUAAAAUGUGUGUUCUUUUCAAUAUUUAUAAUGAACCUGUUUGUCGAGGAAUGAUUAAACUACUAACGCCUACAUUCAAGUAUAUUUUUGAUAAUGAUAAGACAGUAAGCUCGGAAGAUAUUUGUGGUCUUACUCUUCAAACUUCAAAUUGCAUACCAAUGCCGGAACGUUUUAAAUGGUCGAUAAAUAUUGAUCAAGGUCCUCUAAAACAUAUUAAAAUAAAUUCAACAAAUGAACAAAUUAAAAUUAUUCAUCUAUCAGACUUACAUUAUGAUCCAAAAUAUGAGCCAUUUGGAGCAGCAAAAUGUGGCAUGCCAACAUGUUGUAGAAAAGGACAAAAAAAUGUUAAUGAUUCAAAUAUUAUCGCUGGUUAUUGGGGUGAUUAUAAUAGAUGUGAUACACCAUGGCAUGCAGCUGUUGAUACUCUUGAUCAUGCCAAAGAAAAUAAUCAGGAUGUUGACAUUGUUUAUUAUACAGGUGAUCUUGUUGAUCACGGUGAAUGGGAAACAACAAUUGAAGGAAAUCGAGAAAUAGUUAUAAAAAGUUUUGAUCAAUUAAAAAAAACUUUUGGUAAUAUUUCAGUUUAUCCAAUUCUUGGUAAUCAUGAAGCAAAUCCACUAAAUGUUUUUUCAUCGUCAAACAUUAAGGAUGAUAAAGUAUCAACAAACUGGUUGUACAAAUUAGUUGCUGAUCUUUGGAUUGACAAUGGCUGGUUACCAGAAUCAACGCGAUCAACAAUUCUACAAGGUGGAUAUUACACAGUUGUUCAUAGAACUGGUUUUCGUAUUAUUGGUCUUAAUAAUAAUGCUGGCUAUACAAGUAACUGGUGGUUGGUUCAUGAACCCAGGGACAUUGGAGGUCAAUUACAGUGGUUGGAAAAUACACUUGUUGAGGCUGAAAAAAAUAAUGAGUUUGUUCAUAUACUUGCUCACUUACCAGCUGGUGCAACAGAGUGUCAAUUUACAUGGAGUAGACAAUACAAUAGAAUUAUAAAUCGUUUUGCUCAUAUUAUUGCAGGACAAUUUAAUGGGCAUACACAUAAUGAUGAAUUUAAUGUUUUUUAUGAUAUUAAUGAUCCUUCAAAACCUAUCAAUGUCGCAUGGAAUGGUGGAAGUAUAACAGCAUGGGCAAAACUUAAUCCAAAUUACAAAGUUUAUAAAGCUAAUGCCAAUAAUUAUAAUAUUGAAGAAAAUGAAGCAUGGACGUAUAAUUUAACAGAAGCAAAUGCAACACCUGAACAACGUCCACGUUGGUUCAGGUCAUAUUCGUUCAAGGAUGAGUACAAACUAUCUGAUCUUUCAUUAAUGAGUUUGGAUUCAUUACUCAAGAGAUGGUGCCGGGAUAAACCAGAUGAUUUAAAAAAAUACAGCAAAUAUUUUUAUAAAGAAGCACCGGAUAACGGCCAGUGCAGUGGCAAGUGUUUGGAUAAUCUCGUUUGUCGGAUAGCAACAACUAGUACUGGUGAUAAAACACCUUGUAAACAUCUUAAAUGUCAAAUAUAAUAAUUAUAAAAAUUUAAUUCAACUAUUAAUAUGAAAAUUUAAUUUUCAAGCACAUAAUUUUGCUAACUUUAUAUCACUUUUAUUUCUAGCCUUUUUUCACUUUACUUUUUUUUUUUUUUUACGGAGGUGGGAUAGGCGCGAAGCGCCCCACCUAGUAUUGCUUUUUUUUAUUUUCAUUUAACACAAAAUAAGAAAUUUUAAUUAACUCAAUAAAACAAUUUAUAGAAUGAUAUUAAUUUUUUUUUAAAUAAAUUUUUUCUAUUUGUAUAAGUUUAACUAAACUCGACUAUGCAAAAAUACAUACUGUUGUGCGAGCAAAUAUUAUUUUUUUGUUUUCAAUAUAAAAUAUACAUAUUACAUUUCUAAAAAAAGUGAAAAAAAAAUUAUCAAGAGAAUAACAAAUGACAGAAAAUAUUAAAUGUCUUAUUUUAUUUUGUCCCUGAAAGAAAUUUUUUUCUACGAAGAAUGCUUUUUCGAAAAAAAAAAAAAAAAAGUUCAAAGUACAAAGUUUUUAGUAGCUUAUGUUUGCGAUAUUUAUUUUCAGAAUAAAAAUAUAAUUUUAUUGAAAAAUAAAAAAAAAAAAACUCACAAACAAUACUAUUGAUUUAAAUAUUUUUGAUGAAUAUUUUAUCUAAAGAAAAAAUAAAAUGCGAAUGGGAAAAAAAAACAUAUGUCUCGAAAUAAAAAAUAUUUGACAAAGAAAAUAAAAUAAAAAACGCUUUUCAAUACAUAAAAAAAAAAAAGUAUAUUUCCUUAUAAAGAGAAUAAAAUAUGUCAUUAAAUAUUCUGUUAGUUUUUUAUAGAAAAAAUUUCCCUAUUUUCUUUUGUCAUUUGUAAAAGUAAAAAUAAAAAAAAAAA
This is a messenger RNA of Aphidius gifuensis, 2732 nucleotides long. Its product is annotated as sphingomyelin phosphodiesterase-like. Gene Ontology annotation, biological process: sphingomyelin catabolic process; ceramide biosynthetic process. Lineage: Eukaryota; Metazoa; Arthropoda; Insecta; Hymenoptera; Braconidae. The record is from RefSeq and is a predicted model, not a curated record. Bases 60 to 1874 code for a protein of 604 amino acids. Gene Ontology annotation, cellular component: lysosome. The transcript is spliced from 8 exons. Gene Ontology annotation, molecular function: acid sphingomyelin phosphodiesterase activity.